GAACUUCCCAAAACGCUAGGAGUCCACAGAAACACGCUGCGACUGUAUAUGAAGCACAAUGGAGUUGAAAGAAAAUACUUCGAUCUUACCAAUACUGAUCUUGAUCUCCUCAUCAAGGAGUUCAAGAAAAAGCGACCCAAUUCAGGAAUCUGGUACAUUGUUGGGUAUCUUCACAGACAUGGUGUCCGGGUGCAACAUCGAUGA
This is a messenger RNA of Suillus discolor, 204 nucleotides long. RefSeq lists its product as uncharacterized. The annotation marks the transcript as partial. NCBI's taxonomy places the organism in Eukaryota, Fungi, Basidiomycota, Agaricomycetes, Boletales, Suillaceae. The transcript has a single exon. The record is from RefSeq and is a predicted model, not a curated record.